GCGGGCGCGGGCGGGCGCGCGAGGGAGCCCGGCCGAGGGAUGGGCUGCGCCCCCAGCAUCCAUGUCUCGCAGAGCGGCGUGAUCUACUGCCGAGACUCGGACGAGUCCAACUCGCCCCGCCAGACCACCAGCGUGUCGCAGGGCCCCGCGGCGCCCCUGCACGGCCUCUUCGUCCAGACCGACGCCGCCGACGCCAUCACCCCGAGCCGCGCGUCUGGACCCCCCAGCGCCGCCCGCGUCCGCAGGGCUCGGGGCGAGCUGGGCAGCAGCAGCAGCUCGGGCUCCGCAGCCCCCGCCGCGACCACCUGCAGGGGCCGGAGGCGCCACUGCUGCAGCAGCGCGGAGGCCGAGACCCAGACCAGCUACACCAGCGUCAAGGUUUUGCUGAUCUUUGCAAAGGAAGAUAGUCAGAGUGAUGGCUUCUGGUGGGCCUGUGACAGAGCUGGUUAUAGAUGCAAUAUUGCUCGGACUCCGGAGUCAGCCCUUGAAUGCUUUCUUGAUAAGCAUCAUGAAAUUAUUGUCAUUGAUCACAGACAGACUCGGACCUUUGAUGCAGAAGCAGUGUGCAGGUCAAUCCGGGCCACAAAUCCCUCCGAGCACACGGUGAUCCUCGCAGUGGUUUCACAAGCAUCGGAUGACCACGAAGAGGCCUCAGUUCUUCCUCUCCUCCACGCAGGCUUCAACAGGAGAUUUAUGGAGAAUAGCAGCAUAAUUGCUUGCUAUAAUGAACUGAUUCAAAUAGAACAUGGGGAAGUUCGCUCACAGUUCAAAUUACGGGCCUGUAAUUCAGUGUUUACAGCAUUAGACCACUGUCAUGAAGCCAUAGAAAUAACAAGUGAUGACCACGUGAUUCAGUAUGUCAACCCAGCCUUCGAAAGGAUGAUGGGCUACCACAAAGGUGAGCUCCUGGGGAAAGAACUCGCCGAUCUGCCCAAAAGCGAUAAGAACCGGGCAGACCUUCUCGACACCAUCAAUACAUGCAUCAAGAAGGGAAAGGAGUGGCAGGGGGUUUACUAUGCCAGACGGAAAUCCGGGGACAGCAUCCAACAGCACGUGAAGAUCACCCCAGUGAUUGGCCAAGGAGGGAAAAUUAGGCAUUUUGUCUCUCUCAAGAAGCUGUGCUGCACCACUGACAAUAAUAAACAGAUUCACAAGGUUCAUCGUGAUUCAGGAGACAAUUCUCAGACAGAGCCUCAUUCAUUCAGAUACAAGAACAGGAGGAAAGAGUCUAUUGAUGUGAAAUCGAUAUCAUCUCGAAGCAGUGAUGCACCAAGCCUACAGAAUCGUCGCUAUCCGUCCAUGGCCAGGAUCCACUCCAUGACCAUCGAGGCUCCCAUCACAAAGGUUAUAAAUAUAAUCAACGCAGCCCAAGAAAACAGCCCAGUCACGGUAGCAGAAGCCUUGGAUAGAGUUCUAGAGAUCUUACGGACCACAGAACUAUACUCCCCUCAGCUGGGUACCAAGGAGGAAGAUCCUCACACCAGUGACCUCGUUGGAGGCCUGAUGACGGAUGGCUUGAGAAGGUUGUCAGGAAACGAGUAUGUGUUUACUAAGAACGUGCACCAGAGUCACAGUCACCUUGCGAUGCCCGUAACCAUCAACGAUGUUCCCCCUUGUGUCGCUCAAUUACUUGACAAUGAGGAAAGUUGGGACUUCAACAUCUUUGAAUUGGAAGCAGUUACACAUAAAAGGCCAUUGGUUUACCUGGGCUUAAAGGUCUUCUCCCGGUUUGGAGUAUGUGAAUUUUUAAACUGUUCUGAAAGCACUCUUCGGGCCUGGCUCCAAGUGAUUGAAGCCAACUACCACUCCUCCAAUGCCUACCACAACUCCACCCAUGCUGCGGAUGUCCUCCAUGCCACAGCUUUCUUCCUUGGAAAGGAAAGAGUGAAGGGAAGCCUUGAUCAGCUGGAUGAGGUGGCAGCCCUGAUUGCUGCCACAGUCCAUGACGUGGACCACCCAGGAAGGACCAACUCUUUCCUCUGCAACGCAGGCAGUGAACUUGCUGUGCUCUAUAAUGACACUGCUGUUUUGGAGAGUCACCACACGGCCCUGGCCUUCCAGCUCACAGUCAAGGACACCAAAUGCAACAUUUUCAAGAACAUUGACAGGAACCAUUAUCGAACACUGCGCCAGGCUAUUAUUGACAUGGUUUUGGCAACAGAGAUGACAAAACACUUUGAACAUGUGAACAAAUUUGUGAAUAGCAUCAACAAGCCACUGGCAGCUGAGAUUGAGGGCAGCGACUGUGAAUGCAACCCUACCGGGAAGAACUUUCCUGAAAACCAACUUCUGAUCAAACGCAUGAUGAUUAAGUGUGCUGACGUGGCCAACCCAUGCCGCCCCUUGGACCUGUGCAUCGAAUGGGCUGGGAGGAUCUCCGAGGAGUAUUUUGCACAGACUGAUGAAGAGAAGAGACAGGGGCUACCUGUGGUGAUGCCAGUGUUCGACCGGAAUACCUGCAGCAUCCCCAAGUCCCAGAUCUCCUUCAUUGACUACUUCAUAACCGACAUGUUUGAUGCUUGGGAUGCCUUUGCACAUCUGCCAGCCCUGAUGCAACAUCUGGCUGAUAACUACAAACACUGGAAGACAUUAGAUGACCUAAAGUGCAAAAGUUUGAGGCUUCCAUCCGAAAGCUAAAGCCAAGCCAGAGAAGGGGACCUCUUGAUCUACAAAGGGCACUGUGAAUCACAGUAGUGUAAACAAGAGGCUUUCCUUUAUAUGACAAUGACAGGUAUAGGUGAAGGAGCUAAUGUUUAAUAUUUGACCUUGAAUCAUUCAAGUCCCCAAAUUUCAUUAUUAGAAAGUUACAUUACAUGAAAAAAAACGUUCUUUGGAACAAUCACUUAGUGACAGAACAAAUACUUGGCAAAUGCCUUUGCUCUGCUGUCAUCCUCUGUGCCCUUGUCAAACCAUGAAGCUGAUUCACUGUAACUGGCAGGACACAAGAAGCAAGGACUUGGUGCCCGUGAGCUCAUCUCCCUGGAUGGUGACUAAGUAGCUUAGCUAGUGUUCAGCUCAUCUCUCACCACCACUGUUGAGCUUGACUAUCUUCCUCAAGAGCAUUGGUCUGAAGGAUUCAUAAGAAGCUUAUCUGAAAAGAUAUAUCUAAGAAAAAAAACUACAUAAAAUGAGCAAAACAACUAGGACCAAAUUAUUGAUAAACUAGUUAGCUUCACAGCCUCCAUGGCUAGGUGGUUCUUUGGUCGCUGGUGCAACUCCCAAGUAAAUGAGUGCCCUCUCUAGCCUGGUAGCAGCACCCUGUGUAGUCCUUUUCAUGUAAAAGGGAUUCAUCUUAACAGAAAGCUAUCCAUGAUGGGGGAGGGGGUGGCAUCUCAUUUGGGGGCAAUCCAUGAGUGUCCCUUACUUCUGGCUCUCAGAGACAGCCACAAGACACUAUACGGAGUAUUCUAUAAAAGCCAUUAAAUCUGAAUGCCCUUCGACAAGAUUUUUUUUAAAAAAAUUUAUAUACAUUUACUGUUUAAAUUUUUUAUUAAACUCUAAAUUUUCUGGGCAUAAGCCCAUGGAGUAUGUUGUGCUGUGCACCACCUAUACAUUUGGGGAGGGGAUAGGGGAAGUUUCAAGGUUCAGAUAUUUUUAACCUAUCUAUAUUUGAGAUCAUGCCAUCUGCUUUAAUGAUGUAAAAGAAAAAAUCGCAUGAUGUGUAAAUACAUCAGAAAAUAGGCAUAUGGGGAGGCAGUAAAUACUAUUUUAAGCUAUUAAUUGUAUGCUAAAAGCUUCUAAAGCACAAGUGCAUAUUUUUCUACAGCUCUUUUCACAACUUUCUGUGAUCUGCAUAAAGUCAGACUUGAGAUUUUCCUUUCUCUCUUACCAGCCAACCCUUCUCUAUGUAUUAUAAAUAUUAGAAACUCAGUAAACAAAAUAUCUUUGUUUUUCUUCCUCUGUACUCCAUGCUGCAUUUUUAAGAAGUCUAAAGAGAGACUGAAUUAAUUGAAUCAGUAAUUACUUUUUUCCAAAUAAAAACUGGAAUGCAGAAUACUUGGAACUAGUACAUGGGGAGAAAAAAAUGACUUAUCACUACAUAAUGUGCCAAUGUUUUUUUCUAUGUUUUGUACCAAAAAUGGAAACAUAUGACAAUUCCAUACAAAGAAAUGUAUCUAAAUUAUUUUUGUUAGAUAAGAAAACAUGUUUGGUCAGGACGGCAGCCAGCUUUGCAUUGUAAUGCUGUAUUAUGUAAAUGUGAUGAAAUGUUUUUGUGAAGUACUUGUAACUAAAUUCUUACAGCCAUUUUUCAUUCCUAGCAACUGUUUUUAUUUUACCUCUUUGGCCUAAAUUUUUCAUAAUUUCAAA
Propithecus coquereli (Coquerel's sifaka) is the source of this 4308-nucleotide messenger RNA. It is a transcript of the gene PDE8B, whose product is annotated as phosphodiesterase 8B. The transcript is spliced from 21 exons. Gene Ontology annotation, biological process: signal transduction. The coding region runs from base 40 to 2637 and encodes 865 amino acids. Gene Ontology annotation, molecular function: 3',5'-cyclic-AMP phosphodiesterase activity. The record is from RefSeq and is a predicted model, not a curated record. NCBI's taxonomy places the organism in Eukaryota, Metazoa, Chordata, Mammalia, Primates, Indriidae.